AAAAAAGAAAGCAAAAUGGAGUUACCUUUGGAUGUAGAGGAUGGCACUUUCACCAACAUUUCUUUGGCAGAUGAUUCAGAGCGUCGCUCAGGAAUUCUCUCUUCAAAAGCGGAAAGAGCCCAUUCUACAAUGAUGAAUGCAGACAUGGAUGCUGUAGAGGCUGAGAAUCAGGUGGAAUUAGAAGAGAAAACACGGCUUAUUAACCAAGUUUUGGAACUGCAGCACACACUUGAAGAUCUCUCAGCACGAGUAGAUGCUGUUAAGGAAGAAAACUUGAAACUGAAAUCAGAAAACCAAGUUCUUGGACAGUAUAUAGAAAAUCUGAUGUCAGCGUCUAGUGUUUUCCAAACAACUGACACAAAAAGCAAAAGGAAGUAAGGGUUGACUCUCAGAUGAUGUCAUUGUAUUGCUGCUGUCUUUUUUUGUUUUAAUUGGCAUAGGCUACAUGAGCUAAAAUACCUUAGGUUUGUGGCUUUACUGGAUACCUGAAGAUUAUAAACCUUGGUGAUAAACAGAAUUAAGAACAUUAUCAUGAGCAGGAGACAUAAGUUUGUGUAUUGUUAAGAUUAAGCAAUGUGCAAAUGUAGUGUAGAGACUUACUAAACUUUCAUAUUUGUUUUAAAAAUAAGCAUAUCUUGUUAAAAAUUGGAUUCAGUUUGUCAGGUUAAACAAAAGUCUGUUGGCGCUCUUUGAGGUCUUAGGGUAGUGUUCUUGACUAGCAAAAUAAUAGUUAUAAUAUUGUGUUGAAACCUCAUUUGAUGAAAAUAUUCAAAGUCUAAUUGCAUCAACUUUAAACAAAAACCUAUAAAUCAGUUAAGAAUUUCUAUGAAGUAAUAACAGUAUGACAUUAUUUGUAGGGCUUGCAUACAGAAAAACACUUAAGAUUUUUUGGGAAGGGGGAGGGUAAGGGAAGAGGAACAAGGAUAAGCAACUUACAUCAGGGAAAUACCAAAUUGAUGCAGUAUCAGAGUGUGUAUAGUUUGCAAGGUGUACACGUCAAACCAUUUUCACUUUCCUGUUUCCUCAAAGAAUGAUCAGGCACAGCAUCAUGAUGUAUGAUCUUCCUGAAGUUUUCCAGUUGUAUGAUGAAGAGUUAAAUAAAAACCUGAGUAAUAAGCUUUACACAAACAGGUCAACAGUGUUCCUCAUGCUCGUUGGGAACAAUCUGCAGUGAGGAACCAAGAACAAGUCUUUCGUUGCCACUUUUUACUUCCCUCCUGAAGUGCCAAACUUUUCUUUGCUUCAGGCCUUAGAGCAACUGCGUUCCUGCCCCAGAGCCCGAGUUUGUGAAGUACCUCUUGAGGCACCGCUCAAAAACAUCUAAGGCAGUGGAACAAAGGUGGCUUUUGCCUCUCAAAUCUGUGCUGCUCAGAGCAAUGCCUAGCAUCAAGGUGCCCUGUUUUUUACUGGCUUGGCUGUUUGUUAGCAGGUUUUGUAAAGGAGCUCAGCCCAGAUGAUGGGUCUGAGUACUUCCUGUAGAGGCAGCAGGCAUGCCUAGCAUGAUCAGUAUUAAGGGAGAGCAGAAGCUGAAAUACAAAAAACGAUGUAAGUUUUAGCAGUACUCAGUUGCAUCUGUUUCAUCUUGCCAUACAGCAACAUUGCAGACUUAUUUAUGGUUGUUACCUAGAACUGAGGUCUGUCUCUUCAGUAACAAAGCCAUUGUACAUUACCUUUUAACAAAAGGAAACCACUAGUUCAAGGAUCUAUUUCAACCUUGCUGUGAUGCAUUCUAUAAAAAUAAAGCUGCAGAAACUGAAUGAGUGGAUGCAAUAGUAGAAUAAAUCCCCAAGUUUCUUGGCAGCUAAGUACUGCUGUGUCAAGCGUAAGCUGACAUUGUGAGGUCCCCCCUCCCAAAGGGGAGGUCUCCCAUUUCUCCCCAUUUAAGAUGACUGUACAGCACUCACCAGAGUGUCGGCAAAGUCAAAUGAUUGCAAACAAAGCACUAAUGGUUCGGUCUUGAGGGCUGUUUACAAGUCUGAGUCAAGAAACCUGGUAAAGUUUUACCCACCAAGGCACAAAUGGCUGAUACCAUUUGUGUCAUGGGAUCCUGUAAACAUGUGAAAUUAUUUUUAAUCUUCUAUGGACUACUCUCUCACUUUAUUGCCCAACUGGAACUCUAAAUUCAUCCAGGAAUUGCUAGCAGGUAGAGCAGAUCACGUGGUUAGUCCAGGGCUUGAGCAUUAAAAAAAGAACAAUCACACCAAGCACUUGACUUAAAAAGAUUGCAUUGCAUUACAGCCAUCCUAGCUUUAAAGCCACGUCACUGCACAUCUCCAUCUGCACUGUAGGAGAUCAAGUGGUAACAGAGCAUGCGCUUGUUAGACUUCAGCAAUUUCCCCAAGAUCAAGUAAUCUUAAAAUCAUGGGUUUGUAUUGUAAGAUUGGAUAGUGAUAUUUUAUCCAUCGGUGUGUAUAUAGUAGUCAUUUCAUCUAUAUAGCAUUUUACAUUCCACUACGGUGGCCUUCACUUAACUUAUGAACUUAUGAACAUUUUAAAGAUGUUGUAUUUCUGACUUUACACUAAAUAAAAACUUUUGAUUUGUC
This is a messenger RNA of Harpia harpyja (harpy eagle), 2543 nucleotides long. It is a transcript of the gene SCOC, whose product is annotated as short coiled-coil protein. The record is from RefSeq and is a predicted model, not a curated record. The transcript has 4 exons. Gene Ontology annotation, cellular component: trans-Golgi network. Lineage: Eukaryota; Metazoa; Chordata; Aves; Accipitriformes; Accipitridae. The coding region runs from base 16 to 378 and encodes 120 amino acids.